Molecule: messenger RNA, 726 nt
Organism: Aspergillus japonicus CBS 114.51
Lineage: Eukaryota; Fungi; Ascomycota; Eurotiomycetes; Eurotiales; Aspergillaceae
Exons: 6
Coding region: 1-726 (241 amino acids)
Biological process (GO): transmembrane transport; metal ion transport
Cellular component (GO): membrane
Molecular function (GO): metal ion transmembrane transporter activity
Source: RefSeq, a predicted model, not a curated record
AUGGUAGACCAGUUGUGGCUCUGGUGCUCAGGGCACGCGAAUGCAGCUUCGAUGAUCCAGACAGGCGCCGCGAACCUAGCAGGUGAAGAGGGGCCACAGCAUCUGGUCCCGGGCAUUAUCAACGAGUGCGCUGGGGCAUUUUUCGACCCCAUGAAAAGUCUGGAAGACGACUUCAGGUUUCUGGAUAUGUUUAGUAAUUCUAUCAGUAGGAUAGCCGACGGAAAGGUUGCCUGUUACGAGCGCUUCGUGAAAAUGUUGAGGAUAUCCAACCAGCAGGAUCUCAUGGAAAUAGACACCGAGUCCGGCCUCCUACGAGAGAUCAAAGACAUUCUUGACGAACUCCGGAUGAUAAGGGUAGUUUGGGAAGAUCAGCUAAAGGUCAUCGAGGCCCUCAUGGUCCGCUUUUCAAACGUUCCCCGUCCUCCAGCCUGGAACGUCAUGCGCGAACCUGUCAAGCGCUAUGUGGAAAAAGUCCAGUCCAUGCAGAGAGAAGGAGAAGCGACCGUAAAUUCGCCAAAUGCCCUGAUGGACCUUCGGCAGCGGCACGCGACACUCUGGGAAGCCAAGUCUACCGGAAUGCAAGGGAACACCAUUACGGUCUUUACCGUGGUCACCAUUCUCUUUCUCCCCGCCUCAUUCAUGGCCUCUUUCUUUGCGUUGCCCAUCGUGCAAUUUUCCAAAGCUAAGAGCUCGGACAGCCUUGACCUCUCGUAUGUUGUGAAAUAG